Messenger RNA from Camponotus floridanus (Florida carpenter ant), 2131 nucleotides. RefSeq names its product lysosomal aspartic protease. Lineage: Eukaryota; Metazoa; Arthropoda; Insecta; Hymenoptera; Formicidae. The transcript has 8 exons. Gene Ontology annotation, biological process: proteolysis. The record is from RefSeq and is a predicted model, not a curated record. Gene Ontology annotation, molecular function: aspartic-type endopeptidase activity. Bases 123 to 1304 code for a protein of 393 amino acids.
AAGGAAGAGUUAGUAAACGACAACACUUUAUUUUUCUGCGUGUCAGGUCAUAAAGUGUCGAAAGAAAGUUGUCAUUGAAAUUUUCACAAAUCGAGACAUCACCAAUAAAUAAAUUCUGAAAUAUGUUUCGCCUUUUUGUGAUAAUGACGAUGCUCUUUAUGACGAUUGACGCGCGAUUAAACAGGACUUCCUUGCACGAGAUGGAUGGAGAAUCUUCGAAAAAAGUUGGCACCAUCUUGCAAAAAGUUCCUUUGUUAGAUAGUAAUCUUCCUUCAGUACAUUUGAAAAAUUUCGGAAACAUACAUUACUAUGGCAACAUUGAAAUUGGGAAACCAGCUCAAGAAUUUAGAGUUGCAUUUAGUACUGAUUCCGCAUAUUCUUGGAUAUUUUCCAAAAAUUGUACACUCUCUUUUUGUUUACGACCUUAUAGAUAUAAUAGUAACAAUUCCUACACAUAUAUAUCACGUAAAACUAACAUUAAUUUAAAAUACUUGGAUUACAAAGUACAUGGUUUUCUAUCUACUGAUACAGUGAAUGUUGCCAAACUCAGUGUGGCGAAUCAAACAUUUGUAGAAGUGAUAAACGCAUCAAACAUAAAUAUAAUAUUUAAUUCAUAUGUAACUAUACUUGAUACACACAGAUUUGAUGGUAUGGUAGGCCUGAUACCAUCCAAUUUAUAUGGUGAUGCAGCAUCGAUGACGCCUAUUUUGGACAACAUGAUUCAACAAGGUCUAGUGUCAUCACGCAUUUUUAGUUUUUAUUUAAAUAGAAAAGCUAACUCAGCUAAUUUAGGUGGUAAAUUGACAUUCGGUGAUUCCGAUCCUGCUUAUUACGAAGGGAAUUUUACAUAUGUUCCUGUUAGUGUUAAAGGAAUGUGGGAUAUUACUAUAGAUAGUAUCGAAAUAAAUGAGAUUACUUGGUGCGAGAGAUUCUGCCUAGCUACCAUUGAUACAAGUAUUUGGAGAAUAAUUGGACCAGAAAAGGAUAUUUCACUUAUAAAUCAAUUUAUUAAAAUUAAUCCACGGGGAAGAGUGGACUGCAAUAGAAUUUCUCAAUUGCCUACAAUCAAGUUUAAUUUGGGUGGCAAGGCCUUCAAUCUUACCGGUAAAGAUUACAUCAUUCGGGAUCCAUAUAAUGAAAAUGUAUGUGUAAGCGUCUUCUGGAAACACAAGUAUCCAACAUAUAACGGUAAAAUUAAAUUAAUGAAGACAUGGGUUCUGGGUAUGCCAUUUAUAGGCCGCUACUACACCGAGUUUGACAUGGACAAAGAACGAGUGGGAUUUGCUUUAGCAAAAAAUGUGUAGAAUUCAUCAAAACCUAUAGAAAAUUUUUCAUUGCCUUCUUUUAUUGAACACUUUAUCAGUUUUCAAUAAUUUGCUCAAUUUUCUCCAGCAAAAGAAAUUUAAUUAUUUUUAAUCACCAACUGAUAAAGUUUGCGUAUUAUCAAUGUAAAUUUUUGCGUAAUAUAUACAUAGUUGUGCGUUAAUUUUUAACAGCAAUACUUUAUUUUGAAAGUAACAUGCUUAUUGCUAAUUAAAAAGUGCGAAUUUUUGGAAACAGUGUCAUUUGCUAAGUCCCUUGUUGCAUAGCCGUCUAGUCGAUUUAAUCAGUUUAUAUUUUCGAAAUGAUGAAUUCUCCUUCAUUAUCAUUCUUAAUAACGCACGUUUAAUAAUUUAUUUUAAUACAAUUUGGUUCAAUUAUAAAACAAAAUAUUUAAAUAAUAUAUUUUUAAAUUUGACUGAUCGAUAGGACGGAUCGAUAACAUGGAUUUGUUUCGAAUGCGCGCGAUUGUAUAUAUAACAGUCAUCAAAUGUCGAUAAAUGAUGGCUCUAGUAGUCGAAUACAAUUUCUUCUUUAUAUGUUGCAAUGUACAAAAUGAAAUUUACCAGAAAUUUUGGAAAUAUGUUCCGUUUUUUCGUAGCAGCAGUAUUGCUGAUCGACGCGAAAAUCCAAAGUUAAGUUUAUGCAUUGUAUCAUGUGUUUGCGUUACGUAUCGAUAUAAUAAAUGCUGAUUUUAUAAAAUCAAUCUCUCUCGUCGUGAUCACAUUCGAUUUUCUGGAAAUCCAAAACCUAUGUAAAUGUGAUUACAUUCAUAAAAUGCUGAUAAAUCCUAAAUAGAAAUUUAUUCAAU